This is a messenger RNA of Alnus glutinosa, 1970 nucleotides long. RefSeq lists its product as uncharacterized. Lineage: Eukaryota; Viridiplantae; Streptophyta; Magnoliopsida; Fagales; Betulaceae. The coding region runs from base 36 to 1901 and encodes 621 amino acids. The record is from RefSeq and is a predicted model, not a curated record. Gene Ontology annotation, molecular function: structural constituent of ribosome. Gene Ontology annotation, biological process: mitochondrial translation. Gene Ontology annotation, cellular component: mitochondrial small ribosomal subunit. The transcript has 6 exons.
GUAAACCCCAAAAGAGCCUAAAACCCUAAGAAGCCAUGACGCGCAGUCUGCUCAAACAUGCCUCUCUCUGCACUCGCAAUUUUCUUCUCUCUCCAUCCACUUACAGGCCAAACCCUAGUCUCUCACUCGCCCCACUCGCCGCUUCGACUCGGUUUCGAGUCGGACUCCACUCGUUCGAGCCUGUCUCAUCAAAUAUAUCGAAUUUGACACAGACCCAGAAGAUAGUUUUCUCCACCGAUGCUGAAGACGUCAGUGACGAAGAGCUGAAAAAGCGCAUAGAAAGAUUCUAUGCCGGCGAUGCAGAGGCAGUGCCGUCGAUCUUUGAAGCGAUUUUGAAGAGGAAAUUGGCAGGUAAGCAUGACGAGGCUGACAAGAAGGUGAUGGAAGAAAUUUGUGGGAAGAGGGAAGAUUCUCUGGACGAUAUUGAUGAUGAGGAGUCCGACUCAGAUGGAGAGUUUAGCGGCUCUGAUUUCGAUGAAUCAUCGAGCGAGACUGAUGAAGAUUUUGAUGAAUCCCAUGGAAAGAAGACUGUCAGGAAGACAAGGGCGAGGGAUGAGUGGGAGAGGGUCAUCAUGAAGCGCACUCUGCUGAGAAAUGUCACUCUCUACACUCGCAAUCUUCUCAGGAACCCAAACCCUAGUCCUUCACACGCUCCUCUAGCAGCCUCGACUCGGCCCCGACUCAGGUUCUACUCGUCCGAGAACGACUCGUCCGGCGAAAAGCCCAGCUCUGCUCCCGAGACGAGCUUGGCACAACCCCAGAAGAACGAUGCCCCCAUUGCCGCCGGGGAUGUUUCCGGUGAAAACCCUAGCUCUACUCCCGAGACGAGCUUGGCCAAAACCCAGAAGAAAGGUGCCCUCGUCGCCGUCGAGGAUGUCAAUAACAAAGAGCUGAAAAUGCGGAUAGAGAAGUACUUUAAAGGUGACGAGGAGGCACUUCCAUCGAUCCUCGAAGCGAUUCUGCAUAGGAAGUUGACCGGAAAGCAUGAGGAGACAGAUGAUGAGCUGAUGGAAGAGUUACGGAUGAAGCCACUAGAUAAUGUUAAGGACAAAGAAUUUGAAUCGGAUUUUGAGGAAAUGCAUGAGACGGAUGAGGAGAUUGAUGAUUUAUACAGUGCAAGGGAUAUAGUCACGAAGAGAAUGGUUAAGGAUGAGUUCUUCAACAUGGAUGACCAGAAGUGGGAUGGGCUUGUUAAGGAGGCGAUCCAGCACAAGGUCAUGAAGGACACGAGGGAGUGUGAGGAAAUUUUAGAGGAUAUGCUUAGAUGGAAUAGCCUCCUCCCAGAUGAGAUAAAGAAAAAGGUGGAAGAGAGGUUCAAUGAGCUAGGGGAUAUGUGUGAAAGAGGAGAGAUUGAACCUGAAGAAGCUUAUGAGCUGUUUAAGGAGUUUGAGGAUGAGAUGGUCAUGGAAUGUACGAAGACAAUGGAAGCUGAGGGGCCCCCCCAGUUUGAUGAGAUUGCUGUGCCAGACAAGAAAAAGGACUUAGGUGACCCACCUGGUGAGGGACCUAUCCUUAGGUGGCAAACAAGGGUAGUUUUUGCUCCCGGUGGCGAUGCAUGGCACCCAAAAAACAGAAAAGUGAAAAUGUCUGUUACUGUGAAAGAGCUUGGGCUUUCAAAGCAUCAAUUCCGUCGUCUUAGGGAACUGGUUGGAAAAAGAUACCAUCCAGGGAAAGAUGAACUUACAAUCACUAGUGAGAGGUUUGAACAUCGCGAGGAAAACAGAAAGGAUUGCCUUAGGACUCUCUAUUCCCUCAUUGAGGAAGCUGGGAAAGCAAGGAAACUAGUAGAGAAUGCUCGAGCUUCAUAUGUCAAGGAGAGACUAAGAGCUAAUCCUGCAUUUAUGGAGAGGUUGCGUGCCAAGACCACGAGAACACGAGAAUCCGACUCGGUGUCUGCUUGAAAAUUUGAUUAACAACAGCUGGCUCUUGGAUUAAUAAAAUUCCCGGUUGGUUUUAUGAUUCCUUGCUAA